Molecule: messenger RNA, 5060 nt
Organism: Pungitius pungitius (ninespine stickleback)
Lineage: Eukaryota; Metazoa; Chordata; Actinopteri; Perciformes; Gasterosteidae
Gene: znf687a
Product: zinc finger protein 687a
Exons: 11
Coding region: 157-4041 (1294 amino acids)
Source: RefSeq, a predicted model, not a curated record
GUGUUUUUUGCAUAACACCUCUUCAAUGUUGCGAACAUCCUGUUUGGGGAACCUGGCAAGUCGAUGUCGCACAAUUUACUGACGAGUAAUUUAUGCGUCUGAGAGUGAACCAACUUUGCGAACUGACGGUAGCAGGUUUCAAGGAUUGCGCCGGCGAUGGGGGACAUGAAGACCCCUGAUUUCGACGACUUGCUGGCAGCUUUUGACAUUCCUGACAUUGACGCAAACGAAGCCAUUCAGUCAAGUCCGGAGAAGGAACCGGAUGAGAUGGGGACCAACUCGGAUGAGGGAGAGAGCGGGUCACCUUCAUGCUUCCCCUGCCCUCCGGCCUCACAUAGCGACCUCCCUGUGGUCAGUGUUAUUGUGAAGAACACGGUGCGAUCCGAGUCUCUGGAAGAAGAAGAGCCGUCCCACAGCCACACAACCGUCCUGGUGGGUGAGCUCACCUCACAGCUUGGUGCAAAGAUGCCAGAUGACGAUGCCGUGGAGCCACAGAUCGCCAACGGCUUUCAGGGCUCUGUCCCCAGGGCUCAGGGACAGUCCAAAACACCGCAUUGGCACCCUUGUUCACCAUUGAGGACCACACUGGAUUUCACCAAGGGUAAGAGCCCUAAAGGAGCUGCAGUUGGAUUGGUCCCACACGCAACUGAUGUCAUAAAUAGUUUAAAACCCCUCCCUGUCCUCCAGUCUUCGAUUAGGACUGGUCCUCACUUUCCCCGUCGCUCCCCUGAGAAGGAUGAAACGUGUCUCCUCAGUAAUCCAUCGUCCUCCCCUUUAUCACAAAAUGGGAGUUUUAAGGCUGGAGUUAAACAUGUUAUGCACUCCGAUGAAGAGGACUCCGAGCCUGACUUGGGAAGUCCGCUGGUGAUCCAGGAGAGCCCAGAAUCCGUGAUGUCCUCCCCUCCCAAAUUUCAAUAUCAGGCACAACUACAGUCUGAGAUCCUUGGCUCUUCUGAAUACCAUCCCCGUCUUGUCCCUCACCGACCUCUGCCCUCUCUGGCAUCUGCCAUACCUAAACCCAAGCUUGAGGAGCACGGGCAACCCACAACCCUCAGUGGUGCCUCCACAGCUCCUCAGCCACACAGCCCCCAGGACCGCCUCGCCGCUCUCAACACGGGCUUCGCAUCCGUCCAAGAGGACAAAUACCCAGAGCACGUGAUUGAUGAAAGGGACUCCCCCGAGAGCCCACCGCCGAGCGAGACGGGUCUCUUUGUCCCCAAGGGAAGCAGCAGCCCUGAUUCGGCCCAAGCAGCAGCAAACAACACGGACUCAGCUCACAAAGAGGAGCUCAAGGAAGAGGACAGACCGGCGGAAAGUGAGAAGUUGAGUGAAAAGGUGGCUGUGGAUAAGGAACACUUAAACGAGAAGAGCUGCGGCGCUGGCCCUGAGGGUUCUGGGCCUGCCGGCGCGGAAAAACCAAUUUCAUCUCAGUCGCAACCCCUCAAAGUGAAAAUCAAAAUGCCCUCGGGUGGCAUCACAAGGACCGUGACUGCCGCUGCCCCUAAAAAAAGCGGAAGAGCCAUUCCCAAGGUUGUGAAUAGUUCAAAACCUUCAGCAGAACGUCAGAGCACCAGAUCCAAGAGGGAGCCGCCCCAGUCGUCUCCGACGCCUGCGAUGGCGAUGCUGCAGGACGCCUGCGCCGCAACGCUGGAAGGCGCCGGCGCGGCCAAAGACAAAACCGCAGCGGACGCCAAGCUUAAAGUCUCUCCAACGGCUGUCAGCAUCACCAAAACCGCAGCCCUGCCCACCAUCUCCGUGUCCGCUGCGAGAGUCCACCCGGGCGGGGCGAACCCGCGCAGCCUGGGUCAAAAAGCUGUGAGCGGUGCGGCGGCUCCUCCUCCACCCUCACCCGUGCUUACGCCUCAAACCAGCAGCAGACCAGCCUCCAUAGUUAACAGCACCGGGGCGAUCAUAUCCAAGACACAGACCAACCUGGUGGAAGCUUUCAACAAGAUCCUCAACAACAAGAACCUCCUGCCCAGUUAUAAACCAGAUCUGAGCUCUCCUCUCCCUGCAGAGUGGGGCCUCCCACUGCCUGCACAGGGCUACCGCUGUCUGGAGUGCGGCGACGCUUUCGCCUUGAACCAGAGCCUGGCGCGGCACUACGACCGCCGCUCGCUGAGGAUUGAGGUGACCUGUAAUCACUGCGCCAAGCGGUUGGCCUUCUACAACAAGUGCAGCCUGCUGCUACACGCCAGAGAGCACAAGGAGAGAGGCCUGAUCAUGCAGUGUUCCCACUUGGUCAUGAAACCUGUCCCGGUGGAGCAGAUGAUCGGCCACCAGGAACCCGCAGCAACCGGACCAUUGUCAACAUCCUCUUCAGGCCAGGCCGCCCCAGCAGCCGCGGCACGUCAAGCAGUGUCCAAGAAGAAAGGCGAGGCAGUGCACUACACGGGUAACAAGUGUCCCGAGUGCCAGGCUCAGUUUCACAGCAAAGAAGAAGUUGCCGAGCAUUUCCAAGAAAUCAAACCAGCACAAACCUCUUCAUGCACAGAGUGCACCCCUCCAAUGCUUCUGCCCAAUAGCUGCAGUGGCGCGGCUCAUAAGCGCAUCCACCAAAGCAGCCCGCCGCGCGUCUGCCCCGAGUGCGGCGGCACGGCCAAGCAGUCGCUGUUUCAAAAGCACCUCGACGAGACCUGCUUGCACUUUGCACGGCGCAUUGGAUACAGGUGUUCCAGUUGCCUGGUGGUGUUCGGCGGGCUUAACUCGGUGAAGUCUCACAUUCAGCAGGCCCAUUGUGACAUGUUCCACAAAUGCCCCAGCUGUCCUAUGGCGUUUAAAUCUGCUCCGAGCAUACAGAGCCACAUCAGUGGCCAACAUCCAACGCUCACUGAACGACAGACCAUGUUAAUAUAUAAAUGCGUCAUGUGUGACACCGUUUUUACAAACAAGUCUCUGCUGCACAUCCACUUUGAAACCCACUUGACCAAUCAAAAGGUGCACGUGUUUAAAUGCCCCGAGUGCACCAAGUUGUUUUCUCAGAGGAAUUCUCUUCUGGAUCAUUUCAAGACCCAUAAGACGUCCAUUUCAAAACGAGAGUUGCCUUCACCUGCAGCGGUUCCCCCUCGCCCGCGGCCGCCGGUGAAGUUGGAGAGCUCGAAGGGAGAGGAGUCGAGGAACGAAGAGAAAGUGAAGCCGGAGAAGAUGAAGGCCCCCUCCGGCUGGAAGUGUGCGCCUUGCCACGCACGCUACACGGAUCGGGAAGACUACAUCACCCACAUGGCUGAACAGCACAGCAAGAGUCUGAAGAAGUUUCCUUGUAACAAGUGUGAGAGUUCUUUCACCACCACCUCCAGCAUGAGACGUCACAUCAGAGACAAACACAAAGCCGCCAACCGCUGCUUUCGAUGCCAGUUCUGUAAUGAGGGUAAGAAAACGUUCAGCAGCAGAGCGAUGUUGGAGAGACAUGUGCAGCAAAGACACAGCUCGGAACAAGGAAGCCAGAACCCUCCGACGGGAGGCGCAGAUGAAACCGGCAGUUCCUCAGAGCAGGACAGUAGUUCGGGGCCUUGCCCGAGAGGAGCUUUGAAGACGGAGCGGGACGAAGAGCCCGCAGAUGGAGCUGGUCCAGUGAAGAAGAUGCGCUCCUCCUCCCCCCCCGGCCCCAUCUGCCUCCCUGAGUCCGGGUUCCGCUGCUCCCCCUGCGGCUUCGCCUCCGCGGACCACGCGCUGUUCCUGGAGCACAUCGGCCAGCACCGGCGCGCAGGCGCGGAGGGCGGCGGCCAGCAGUGUCUGCAGUGCGGCGCCUGCUUCACCUCCGUCUCCGCGCUGUCACGCCAUCGCUUCAUCACCCACAGAGUGAGAGAUGCCGAUAGCCAGCAAUCCGUCGGUUCGCAGCCGGCGCCGUGGAAGCACGAGAGUAAGGGCUCCCUGGACGGCUCGGCGCCAGCGUCCCCCGCCUCGCAGGGGAAGGACGAGGAGGGCGCGCUGGCCUGCAGGGUGUGUGACAAACAGUUUGAAAAGGCCACCGACCUGACCACGCACUUCAGAACUCACGGCAUGGCUUUCAUCAGCGCGAGGAACGUCGGGAAGGCUCCCUAGAAUACCCGCUUUAGAGCACUGAUGGUUGGUGGUAACAGAAUAUUUGCAAGUGCCUUAUAUACUGUUGACGCAUUAUCACGGAGUCGGUUAGCAACACUUUUAAGAAUCCACCCAAAGAAAGCUGAUAUAACACAGUAAAUCCAUCAAAUGGUAUUUUUAAGCGGUGACCUUUGACCUGACACUCAGGAUCUGAAGCAGCAUUUCUGUGCUCCGUGGUGAAGACUAAGAAGACACUUUAAAGUGCCCCAGAGUUACGAUCCUAUUCUAAUUGUGAUGACUGUUUUCUUGACUGUUGAUAGUUUGCGAUGUAUUGUGUCUGAUUUAACUAUUUUCAUCCUACCGAGAUGUGUGAACUGCAACCGAGGUAUUUUUCUGCUAAGUUUCUUUUGUUUGUUUUUCUGUAUAUUCUACAAUAAGCGAUACAACGGGUUUAGAAUGUUGACUCAGUCACUGUAACAUGUGUGUACCUUUUUUUUAUGGCCAUUUUCCAAAAUGUAUAAUGUUUCAUAAGGAUUCCCAACUCUGGCAUCGAUGCAAAGAUUACAUUUUGUAACAAAGACUCAUUUUGGACCUGCUUCAUUUAAUCUAACUCAUACUGCUGAAACUAUAUUUUGGAAUAUAUAUUUUUGCAUGGAAUAAUCAUUGGACUUUCUCCCCCAUAGUUCAUCUAUAUUAUGAAGGAACGUCCACACUGUCAGUGUCACGGUGACCAAAGACUUGCAUAUAUGUGAUGUUGCUAAUGUCUCGAGACUAAAUUGAAAUCGGAACCCAUUUAAUAUCUUCUGGAGUUGAUAACAUGUCUCAGCAGGUUUGAAGCCUAUGUAUAUUUAUAUUUUAAAUAAAAAUCUACCAAUAAGUAUACACUUCCAAUAUUUUAUUGAUGACCUGAAAUUGACCAAAAAUAGUCUUGUGAAAGAUUUUGAAGGAAACCAUUUGGCUCAUUUACGGUAUUUUGAGAGGCUUUAAUUUUGGAAUGGUGCAACAGAAUGUCCUGGUUAUACGUUGAAAUAAAAUCCAAA